AUGCAGUUAACCGACAUAUUUUACGUGACGUUAUUGGUAGUCGUUACUGCAUCACUUGCACAAGAGUAUGAAGAAAAUCGGGAAUUAACGAAGUCAAAAAUACAUAACAUAAGAAAGCGUGAAACUAUUGUUCUGUAUGAUAAUUUUCCUGUAGAGCCGAUAUAUAAUAGUAAACCCAGCGUGGUAUAUCGUAGAAUAUCCCACCAAAGACAUAAUACUAAACCGAAAUAUGGACCACCUAGAACGAAGUAUAGAUACGUGAAACCAUCAAGACGACCUCUAAAAAAAUAUAAGAAAACACCACCAAAGUAUGGACCACCACAGUAUGGACCACCAAAGUAUGGACCACCUACACGAAAGAAACGACCAUAUAAACCAAGAUAUGGACCUCCGCAGUAUAGCCAAAAACCUAUUUAUGGACUUCCAAAAAAAUAUCAACAAUUGUUUUCAUCAUCAGAACCUGUUGGAUUUGGAGAACCGCCAAAUGACUUUUACCAAGAGUACAGUAACCUAAAGCAAUCAUUUGCAGAACCACCAUCGGAUUUUCCCGGACUAUCUAAAGCCGCAUAUAAUUUGUAUCAAUUGCAAGAUUUUAGCCCAAUGGGCCUUGAAACGCAACAAGCUUUUGACCUAGACAAUAAACGUUGGACGAAUAACUUAGACUUGGAUACAAACUUAGAUUUUACCAACAAACAACCAAUUUUUAAAACACAAUUUGAUGUAUCCUUACCCGACGACGACGUAAACGCAUAUGUAGAAUUCAAAAACAGAGGUCUCCCAACCGCUGAGGAAGAACAUAAUGUAUAUGAAAGAAGAAGACAGCCGUACUUUAUUGAUGAUAAUAUUUCCACCAAACCCAAGAGAAUAAUGAAACCAAAAACUGAAGCAGAAGAAGUAGUGGUAGGAGGUCAGUACGCAGAACCACCAGCAAGAAUUGUGCACAAAAGCUACUCCGAAGACAAUCCAUAUGAAGAUGAUAUUUCUUCGGAUAUAGGUUACGUAGACCCUGACGUAUCUGCUUCAGCAACUAUAUCUCCGUAUGUUAAUUAUAAAAAUAGUAAUAUAGCAUUUAGUCCUCAAAAUCUAAAUGAUGCUUUUAGUAUAAUUGAUAAAAAAUAA
Messenger RNA from Pieris macdunnoughi, 1119 nucleotides. The record is from the annotation of a GenBank genome assembly. Lineage: Eukaryota; Metazoa; Arthropoda; Insecta; Lepidoptera; Pieridae.